GUCGUCUCCAAGAUUAUUUCCAAAUUGAGAAUUUCUUUCCAAGAAAUUUUGAGCACUUGAAGUAGAAACAUUUGGCUCAGUGACUUCUGUUCCCUCCCGUCACGACAAACCGGUAUACCAGUCAUCAGCUCUUCUUAACGAUUCAUCAUGCGCGAAGUCAUCUCUCUCCAUGUUGGUCAGGCUGGUGUUCAGAUUGGCAAUGCCUGCUGGGAGUUGUACACCCUAGAACACGGCUUGAGCCCCGACGGUCGCGUCCUUGAUGAAGCUCACAAGACUGACGCAGGGUUCUCCACGUUCUUCUCCGAGACUGGUUCAGGGAAACACGUUCCUCGCUCUCUUUACAUUGAUUUGGAACCCGGAGUCGUGGAUGAGGUCAAGACCGGUCCUUACAGGUCUCUGUUCCACCCCGAGACCAUGAUCACGGGGAAGGAGGACGCAGCAAAUAAUUAUGCUCGUGGUCAUUACACAGUCGGAAAAGAACUGAUCGACCCAGUUAUGGAUAAGAUUCGUCGCUUAGCUGACAACUGUUCAGGAUUGCAAGGAUUCUUUGUGUUCCACUCGUUUGGCGGAGGCACCGGAUCUGGUUUUGGUGCCCUCCUCUUGGAACGACUUUCUACGGAUUAUGGCAAAAAGUCUAAGCUUGAGUUCUGCGUUUACCCUGCACCUCAAUUGUCGAGUUCGAUAGUUGAGCCCUACAACUCAGUUCUGACCACCCAUACGACUCUUGAACAUUCUGAUUGUUCGUUCAUGGUUGACAACGAGGCUAUCUAUGAUAUCUGCAAGAAAAAUCUCGGUGUCUCUCAGCCAAGCUUCACCAAUCUUAAUCGCUUGAUUGCUCAAGUUGUCUCGUCGAUUACUGCUUCGCUCCGCUUCGAUGGUUCAUUGAACGUCGACCUUAACGAGUUCCAAACCAACCUUGUUCCCUUCCCUCGUAUCCAUUUCCCAUUAGCAACAUAUGCCCCACUUCUGUCCGCUGAGAAGGCAACUCACGAACAAAACUCUGUCAACGAAAUGACCUUCUCUUGCUUUGAGACUGGACACCAGAUGGUGAAAUGCGACCCCAAAGACGGAAAAUAUAUGGCUUGCGCUCUACUUUAUCGUGGUGAUGUCGUGCCGAAGGAUGUUCAGGCUGCUGUCGCCAGCAUCAAGACCAAGCGAACUAUCCAGUUCGUCGAUUGGUGCCCGACUGGCUUCAAGCUGGGCAUUUGCAACGAGCCUGCUGCUGCGGUCCCAGGCGGUGACCUUGCCAAGAAUACCCGCAGUCUUUGCAUGCUUUCAAACACGACGGCCAUCUCUGUCGCUUGGAGUCGGCUAGAUUACAAAUUUGACCUGAUGUAUUCCAAGCGCGCAUUUGUUCACUGGUAUGUUGGUGAGGGUAUGGAGGAGGGUGAGUUCUCGGAGGCUCGUGAGGAUUUGGCAGCGCUGGAGAAGGACUACGAGGAAGUUGGCACCGACUCUGCAGAUGUUGAAGAGGAGGGUGAAUAUUAGAUCGUCUAUCAAUCUGAGAAG
Messenger RNA from Suillus subaureus, 1509 nucleotides. RefSeq names its product tubulin alpha. The transcript is spliced from 12 exons. The record is from RefSeq and is a predicted model, not a curated record. Bases 148 to 1488 code for a protein of 446 amino acids. Gene Ontology annotation, biological process: mitotic cell cycle; nuclear migration by microtubule mediated pushing forces; microtubule cytoskeleton organization. Gene Ontology annotation, cellular component: microtubule; cytoplasm; spindle. Gene Ontology annotation, molecular function: GTP binding; structural constituent of cytoskeleton. Lineage: Eukaryota; Fungi; Basidiomycota; Agaricomycetes; Boletales; Suillaceae.